UUCAAUUCAUUGUUCACUCGUCUGUUCACUCUCGCCCCGUCGCGUUUCUACGCAGUUGUCGCGCCGAUUUAUUGAUCGUCGGCUGCCCGGGAUGUAAUUUCCGCGUCGCACUGCAAAUUAUUUACUAUAGAUGUUCUGAGCUAUAGAUUGCUAGUUGAGGCUAGCAGUUAGUUGCCGGUGCUCAGCGUAUCGUCUAGGUCGCGGUCAUAUACGCUAAACAAAAUGAGCGAACCAGAGCAAAACGGACGGAAGGAUCAGGAUCCUGUGGACAACCCCCCUGAUGCCCCUAAUGUUAAGGCAGAGGCCGCACAGGGCGAACAGGCCGAACAGGCUGAACGGAGCGCAAAGGCCGCACAGGUCGAACGGGCCGCAGAGAGAGUACAGGGUGAUCAGGCUACACAGAGAGCACAGGGCGAACAGGCCGAACAGGCUGAACGGAGCACAAAGGCCGCACAGGGCGAACAGGCCGCAGAGAGAGUACAGGGUGAUCAGGCUACACAGAGAGCACAGGGCGAACAGGCCGAACAGGCUGAACGGAGCACAAAGGCCACACAGGGCGAACAGGCCGCAGAGAGAGUACAGGGUGAUCAGGCUACACAGAGAGCACAGGGCGAACAGGCCGAACAGGCUGAACGGAGCACAAAGGCCGCACAGGGCGAACAGGCCGCAGAGAGAGUACAGGGUGAUCAGGCUACACAGAGAGCACAGGGCGAACAGGCCGAAAAGGCUGAACGGAACACAAAGGCCGCACAGGGCGAACAGGCCGCAGAGAGAGUACAGGGUGAUCAGGCUACACAGAGAGCACAGGGCGAACAGGCCGAACAGGCUGAACGGAGCACAAAGGCCGCACAGGGCGAACAGGCCGCAGAGAGAGUACAGGGUGAUCAGGCUACACAGAGAGCACAGGGCGAACAGGCCGAGCAGGCUGAACGGAGCACAAAGGCGGCACAGGGCGAACAGGCCGCAGAGAGAGUACAGGGUGAUCAGGCUACACAGAGAGCACAGGGCGAACAGAACGAUCAGGCUGAACGGAGCACAAAGGCCGCACAGGGCGAACAGGCCGCAGAGAGAGUACAGGGUGAUCAGGCUACACAGAGAGCACAGGGCGAACAGGCCGAACAGGCUGAACGGAGCACAAAGGCCGCACAGGGCGAACAGGCCGCAGAAAGAGUACAGGGUGAUCAGGCUACACAGAGAGCACAGGGCGAACAGGCCGAGAAGGCUGAACGGAGCUCAAAGGCCGCACAGGGCGAACAGGCCGCAGAGAGAGUACAGGGUGAUCAGGCUACACAGAGAGCACAGGGCGAACAGGCCGAGCAGGCUGAACGGAGCUCAAAGGCCGCACAGGCCGAACAGGCCGCAGAGAGAGUACAGGGUGAUCAGGCUACACAGAGAGCACAGGGCGAACAGGCCGAACAGGCUGAACGGAGCACAAAGGCCGCACAGGGCGAACAGGCCGCAGAGAGAGUACAGGGUGAUCAGGCUACACAGAGAGCACAGGGCGAACAGGCCGAAAAGGCUGAACGGAACACAAAGGCCGCACAGGGCGAACAGGCCGCAGAGAGAGUACAGGGUGAUCAGGCUACACAGAGAGCACAGGGCGAACAGGCCGAGCAAGCUGAACGGAGCGCAAAAGCCGCACAAGGCGAACAGGCCGCAGAGAGAGUACAGGGUGAUCAGGCUACACAGAGCGCACAAGGCGAACAGGCUGCACAAAGCCCACAGGGCGAACAUGAUUUACAGAGUACACAGGCCGCACAGAGCGUGCAGGGCGAACAGGCUGCACUGAGUGCACUGGACGUGGACAGUGCACGGGGAGCACAAGCCGUUAAAGAAAAUUCUGAGAACCUUCUGAGGUGUCCUGCAUGCUGUUUGCUUGGCAUACUAGAAGCACAGGCCAGAGAGGAAGCAGAGGCCACACAAGCAUUGCAGGCUGAACAGAAAGCACAGGCCGCAAAGAGCGCACAGGAACCUAUGGGCGCACAGGAAGCACAGAGUACACCGAAAGCGCAGGGCGCACAGGCCGCAACGGAUUUUAAUAACCUGAUGACAUGUCCUUCAUGUCGUAAGUUGCGACCCGCACAGAAAACACAGAAAGCACAGGAAGCACAAGUCAUAAAGGAAGCAAAGGCUACACCGGGCGCACAAGCUGCAUCAGAAGCACAGGCCGCAAAAGAAGCACAGGCCAUACGGGUAGCACAGGCCAUACGGGUAGCACAGUGCAUACGGAGCGCACAAGCUACACACCACACCAAGCCUGUACACCCUGUACAGGCUGUACAGAGAGUACAAAGUGUACGGGGAACUCAGGCCGUGCAGGGAGCACAGGCUGCACAAAGAGCACAGGCUGCACACGGAGCACAGGCUGCACACGGAGCACAGGACGCAUGGCGAGCAAUGGCUGCACAGGGUGAACGGAUCGCACAGGGAGCACAGGCAGUACAGAGAGCACAGGCCGCAUGGAGAGCUCAGGCCGCAUGGGGUGCAAUGACCGCACAGGAAGCAUGGGCCGCACAGGAAGCGCGGGCCGCUCAGGAAGCACGGGACGCACAUGCCGCAUGGAGAGCACAGGCUGCAUGGGGAGCACGGCCACUAUGUCCACAUGCUGCAUGGGGAGCGCAGGCGGCAUGGGGACCGCAGGCGGCAUGGGGACCGCAGGCGGCAUGGGGACCGCAGGCGGCAUGGGGACCGCAGGCGGCAUGGGGAGCACAGGCGGCAUGGGGAGCACAGGCGGCAUGGGGAGCACGGGCCGCAUGGGGAGCGAUUGCCGCACAGGGAGCACGGGUCGCACGGGGAGCACAGGCUGCAUGGGGAGCAAUGGCCGCACUGGGAGCACAGGCCGCAAUGGGAGUACAGGCGGCAUACGGAGCACAACCCGCAUUCAUACGUUUAAAUAUCCAAAUGAGGGAAGACUCCGACGAUAGUGAUAACGAGAGUCUCAUGGAUUCCAGCAGGAGUGCCUCAGACGACGAGUUCAACGGAUAUCCUGAUCUCAACAACCCGGAAUUCUUGCAAAACAUGCAGCCUCGGCCAGAGUCCCAAGCCGACUAUGCGGCGCCGCGGCCACAACAGCAGCAACAAGUGCCCCAGGGAUACUACAAGUAA
This is a messenger RNA of Pararge aegeria (speckled wood butterfly), 3105 nucleotides long. RefSeq names its product glutenin, high molecular weight subunit PW212-like. The record is from RefSeq and is a predicted model, not a curated record. The coding region runs from base 223 to 3105 and encodes 960 amino acids. The transcript is spliced from 4 exons. NCBI's taxonomy places the organism in Eukaryota, Metazoa, Arthropoda, Insecta, Lepidoptera, Nymphalidae.